AUGAAGAGGGGAGCCUAUGACAGAGCAGUGAGCACAGAUCUGGAGCAGCUGAAAUACCUUAUUGAACCUUCAGAGCUCAGUGAAUCCCUGUCGCCAUCCUUACUGCCAGCACGUGGUACCAGCCAUGUACCAGAGAAGCUACUCAAUGCCCACUGGCUCACGCUGGGUCCUACAAACAGCUCUGCACGCAUUAUUUUUCCUACAACUCCACAGAAUAUAACAGUGAUUCAGCAUAGCCCUCUGAUCCUAGAAUGUGUAGUAAGUGGCAUCCCCACCCCACAAGUCAGAUGGCUAAAAGAUGGUAGAGAACUAUCUAGCAACAAGAGGUGGAAACUCUUUCACAAUAACCUGGUUGUUGAUCAGAGCAAAACUUUGGAUGCUGGGAGUUACUUAUGUAUUGCUGAAAAUGGAAUGGGGGAGCUAGUGUCAGCAAACUACACAGUUACUGUUCAUGAGCCUGCUACAAUCGUCAAAGGACUGCAGGAGCUGACACUCUCCGCAGGAUCUACAGCACGUUUAGCUUGUGAUUAUCAUGGAAAUCCAUGGCCCAAUAUCACCUGGUACCACAAUGCAGUCACUAUUCAAACUGGCAUUCGUCAUUUCGUCUCUGGAAACAGACUAAAGAUUGUGGGACUUGUUGCUGAAGAUGCUGGGAUGUAUCAGUGCAUGGUGGAAAAUAAGAUUGAUUCAACGCAGUCGUCAGCUAGGCUCAUAGUCCAAUCAGAUCAAGGUACAAAACCUGUGAUUACCUCCCCACCUGCCAAUUUGAGAGUGACUGAAGGAGAGUUUGUUACAUUGACCUGCAAUGCUACUGGUCAGCCAACACCUAUCAUCCGCUGGUUUGAUCGGCACGGACUAAUCAGCAAUCACCCUUCCCAUAUUCUCCGGUCGAAAUCUCGGAAUGGUCAACUGUCUGGCAUGGGAAGUACCAGUUCCAAUACACCUCACCUCACUAUGUCCAGAGCUGGAUCAAGUUCUCUUUACAUACGCAUUGCAUCAUUAGAAAGUUCUGGACUCUACAUUUGUGAAGCUUCCAACAAAAUGGGUUCAGUACAAGCAGAGGCCUUUCUGUCAGUUGUUCCCUUUGAAACAAAGGUCAGAGUUGAUGACCAAGAGCCCACACCAUCAGUGAGAAGUUCAGAUAUUGUUCAGGGUGAUGAAGGUGAUGAAACUAUCGACUAUGAUUAUGCCUAUGACAUUAUGUCACCAGAACACCAGCCAACGAAAGAACCCAUCUCCCCUGUGCCCACGCAAAAGACUCCACCCGAUGCUCCCAUCAUUCUCAGUGCUCCAUAUACUACCAACCCAGACAGCUAUGACUUAAUUUGGAGAGCAGGAAAAGAUGGUGGCUCACCCAUCAAUGCCUACUUCGUCAAAUAUCGCAAGCUUGACAAUCGUGGGAAUAUGUUGGGAAACUGGUACACAAUCCGAGUUCCAGGCAGUGAGAAUGAAUUGCAACUUGCUGAGCUUGAGCCUUCUAGUCUGUAUGAGGUAUUGAUGGUUGCAAGAAGCGCUUCUGGUGAAGGACAGCCAGCCAUGCUGACAUUCCGAACUGGCAAAGGGCGGUCCUCCACCUCAAGGAAAAACUCUCGAACAUCGCAGCCCGUCGGAGUUCCCAAACAAACACCAGUUGAGGAUAAGACUAGCACUAAUUUUGGUGUGGUAAUCCAUGAUCCAGCACGACACAGCAGAGUUCCUGAGGCACCAGACCGACCUACAAUCUCAACUGCCUCAGAAACCUCUGUGUAUGUGACUUGGAUUCCAAGAGCAAAUGGGGGCUCUCCCAUCACCUCGUUUAAUGUGGAAUACAAACGGAUAGGAAGGAACAGUGAAUGGCUAGUGGCAGCAGACAGCAUCUCUCCAUCCAAACUCUCAGUGGAAGUCCGUGGUCUUGAACCAGGUGCUGCAUACAAAUUUCGUGUGAUUGCCAUUAACGCCUAUGGUGAAAGUCCUAGAAGUGCUGCUUCACGACCAUAUCAAGUGGCAGGAUUCAGCAAUCCAUUUUCAGCACGUCCAAUCGCAGGUCCUCACAUUGCUUAUACUGAAGCUAUAACCGACACCCAGAUCAUGCUGAAAUGGACGUAUAUUCCAUCCAGUAACAACAACACUCCCAUCCAAGGAUUUUAUAUCUAUUACCGGCCGACCGACAGUGACAAUGACAGUGACUACAAGCGAGAUGUAGUUGAAGGGAACAAACAAUGGCAUCUCAUCAAACAUCUGCAGCCUGAAACCUCGUAUGAUAUCAAGAUGCAGUGUUUUAAUGAAGGUGGAGAGAGUGAAUUUAGCAAUGUCAUGAUCUGUGAGACCAAAGCACGGAGAUCCCUUGAAUCUUCUGAAUACUCUGUGGUGAUGGACAAUGACAUAAGUACACAACCUAAUCUCCCUGACCGCCACGGUGGUGGUCAUGGGACAUCCACUUCUGGCGCACGGAGCAACGAUAUGUUGUACCUGAUUGUGGGCUCAGUGUUGGGGAUCAUGGUUCUCAUUCUCAUUAUUUUCAUUGCGAUGUGUCUGUGGAAGAAUCGUCAACAGACAGCACUACAGAAGUACGAUCCACCUAACUACCUCUAUCAAGGCCAAGAGGUAAAUGGCCAGCUAAUGGAGUAUACCACCUUGCCCGGCACUAGUCGAAUCAAUGGAAGCAUUCAUGGCAGUUACAUUGGUAAUGGAAGCCUCGGCAAUGGCUGCCCACACCUGCACCACAAGAUCUCAAAUGGGGUGAAUGGAUUGAUGAAUGGAGGAAUAAAUGGAGGAACUCCAAUGUACCCUAACCAGACAAACUCACUGCAGAGAGCCCACAUGGACUAUGACCAAGCUCACCAUAUUAUGAAUGGUGGUGGGAUAUAUACUGCACUCCCACAGACAGAACCAACAGAAUGCAUCAACUGUCGCAACUGCAGGAAUAACAACAGCAGAUGUUUCACUAAAACCAAUGGCACUUUUCCAAGCAAUAAUUUACCCAUGAUUCAGCGGACGCCAGCCUGCCGUCAAGAUGGUAUGGAGAUGUUACCUCUAAAUCAUAUUAUUGCUCCAUUGUGCCCUGGAUCUAUUGUCACUGAAAAUAAUGAAGAGGCAGAGUGUGAGAGUACAAAAGAAAGUUCCCAACAAACUACUCCUCAAGACUCCUGCUGCAGUGAUCAUCUGGACCAAUCAUGUGAGGACAAUAUACAAGAUGAUGAAUAUCCUGAAUUGGAAACUGAGAAUCAAACACUAAGUGACAAUUUUCCUCCUCCUGACUUUGCUCCAAUAGACUGUGAUAAUCCAACAGCCUGGAGUGAAACACAACCUGCUGAAGACAACCUCUGCAAGGACUCGACAGAAGAACAACUACAGGAAACCUAAGAGGCCCGUUCCCUGUUUGCCUGAAGCCAGUAACUGCAGCCAGUCACUGGCAGGACUAAGGAGGGAUCAAAAAAUACUAUUUAUUUUUUUGUAGUGGUAAAAUAUUACUCCAUAUGAAUGUAUCUGGUUUAAAGAUGUCUUCACCCUUUUUAAUUAUUUAUGCUUUCUGAAGAGAUAUUCCUCUGCAGAAUGUGGAGUUUUAGCCUUGUUUUGUAUAAAGUUUUGUAAUAAUAUAAAAAGCUAUAGAAAUUGUUAAUUAAUGUCAGAUCAGGUCUAUCUGGUGGAAUGAGAAGCACUUGUAAGGAGAACAUUUUAAGAUUCAAAACCUAGACAAAGAUGGAGGGAGCUGAUCCCUGAAAGAACCCAUCCAACGGGUAAUGCAAUCGGACAGUCUGGUUGCAAUGGAACCUUAAUAUGAUGCAUGGGAUGCAAAGUUACCAAGCUGUUGUAAUGAGGUUUGUGAAAGUUUCUUUAAACUUAAUCCAUUUUCAUGGACCAGCUUGAUUUCAGUCAGGUUGAAAGCUCAUACCGCCAUCCUCAUUGUAACCGUGGAUCUACUACCGAUUUUUUUUAAAAAAAUCAUUUGCAAUAUUACGUUCAGAUCAGACAGUGCUUCACCACAAUGAGCUUCUAUCAUUUAACACCAUCUCAGAUUAGGACAAGAUCUAUUGCAAUAUGUCCUACUCCUUUCUAUCCUUGGUGCUUGCUGAUCUGACUGAAAUCGGGCAAGUUGGCUGCUUAUGCCAUUGUGGAAGACAACAUUUCCAACUAGUACUUUUCUUGGUAGUUUCAAUCAACAACAGUAGAAACUCACAUAGUUGAAACAAGCAAUGUGUUGUCUUGUCUUCUCAAUUCUUAAAGACACUAAUGUGCAUUUUUGGCAGCUGGAAUUUCAGUGCUGAAUUUGCAUCCUGGGAAAGCAAUCAACACUGCAAAGCAAAACAUGUGAUGUCCAUGUUGGUGGAGGUAGAGAGAUUCACCAGUUUUUGUUCAUGCUAAGAAAGCAGAUGGCCAGCAGGCCCAACUGCACCAACUAACCAAACCAACUGCUACUGACCUAUCCCCUCCCUACCUCCCCACCUACACUCUCUCUCCACCUAACUUCUUUACUCUCCAUCUUCGGUCCGCCUCCCCCUCUCUCCCUAUUUAUUCCAGUUCCCUCCCCCCAUCCCCCUCUCUGAUGAAGGGUCUAGGCCCGAAACGUCAGCUUUUGUGCUCCUGAGAUGCUGCUUGGCCUGCUGUGUUCAUCCAGCCUCACAUUUUAUUAUCUUGGAAUCUCCAGCAUCUGCAGUUCCCAUUAUCUCUGCUACCAUUAUAAUGUUUUGUUUUGGGAGUGUGACAAAGGUUUAUGUUCAGUUGCCUGGUGAAUGCACUUUUUGGAUGCAUUUUACCCACCUGAUACAGCAUUAACUUUAAUUAAUUGAGGGAAAUUGAAGUUUCAUUGAAACUAUUUGUACUUGGUUGACAUUGCAGCCUUAUUAAUAUAUUGCGGGUUGACUCUCUUGGCAUUGCAGUGUGCAAACCAUUUUCUGAUUUCCUUAUUGAUAGUUAACCUAUAUUAUACUUAUUGUGACAUGAAGUUGGUAAUUAAUGAUGUGUUCCAUUUUCAGGCAUAUUCUGUUUGUAUUAGCUUUGAGCCUGGGUAUAACAAAGGAGAACCAUUGGGGUUCCAGCAUGUGUGCCAUCAAUUUCUGCAAUUUGUUUACUGGUACUGGGGGAAGCAGCAAAGAAAGAGUUUAUGAUUCUGCCUGUUUCCAUUCAGUGUUUGUGUUACCAUUCCACUGCAAUCAACAUUUCUCCCUCUAAUCGGUUUCAUUUUUCAAUGCUGCCAUUGGGUACAAAAUUUCCCAUAUCAUUUAUCAUUUCAUCUUAUUUAAUAUAAUACACAUCACUAUGAGCAUUGUUCCCACAAGUAAUAAUGAACAUCUUUAAUGUUUGUUGUCAAAUUAAUUGGGAAAAUACCUCAGUUGCACCACCAUAGUGAUGAACAAGCUGGAAAAAAAAAACUGGUGACUAAUAAUGUGAAAGCUGGCUUUUUAUUCCAACAGAAACAGAAUCCCAGGCUUAGAAUGGUGGGUAGAUGAUAUGAGGGAGUUGAAUAGUUGGUUUAUGUUACUAAUGGUUGAAUGGUUAUGGCAUGAAAACUGAUUAUUGCAUGAUUCUUACAGUAAAUGGUCAAAAAACAAACUAUAUGUAUGGAUAAGCAAAAUCUAUUUGGUGUAAAUAGGAUGCUCCAAGCUGCUUGCACGGUUACUAUAAUUUACUGGCUGCUGCAAUUAAUUUUCUGCUACCUUUGAGUGAAAACAUGGUGUUGAAAUAUUGUAGUAGAUGCAGGUUCGAGGAUACCCAGUAAUGUUCAGAAGUCUGAAUGACAGAGUGAAACGAGGAUAUGGUCUCCAGGUCUGAGUUUUGAAGAAAAAAAGCAGGUGGCUAGUGCUUUAAGUGAGAUCCUGCAUUAGGAAUUAGCCAGUCCCUCUGCUUUUUCUCUGCUGCCGUUUCGCUGUGUAUAUACAAUGCUUCCUAGGUUUUACCACUUCUGCUUUUUUAAAAAAAUCUAUAACCACCGUGCUUGUGUGUACGUAAGCAUAAUACAGGACUAAGACACUACAAAAUGAGAGUGAACACAACAGAGGAGUUGGAUACCUCAAAAUACUGUUAUCAGGCAUGGCCCCUAAAUGUUGCACAUCAUCAUGUGUGAAUUUGGUGAGGUUUCUUUGCUUUUUGAAUUCUCUCAUUUCAUUACUCCCAUGCAAAAUCACUAAUGGCUGCAUUUUCAAAUAGCAUUGCAAUCUGACGGCCCCGUGAACAAUGCAGAGGUGCCCCAAUUAGCCAGUGACUAAAUUGCAAAAAGAUUAGCAAAUCAAUAUCAUUUAAAUUGGUAAACUCUCUCCACAAAGUGCCAGCAAACACAUUUGCUCACAUGAGAACUUUGGGAAUUGGUGCAUUAUCAAUUAUGUGGCUUGUAGAAAGAUUAUUCAAUUUUUGCUUAAAUCAUAAAAGAAUAUCCAACCCUGCAAAGUGCUUUUAAAGUGACCUUAAUCCUGCAGGCUAGGAGGGUCAAGGAUCAGAUGAUCAUUAUAAAAUUCCCCGUACAAAAAUAUUUUGGCAUGCUGGUUACUUCAUUUGUUAAAUUCUGUCUGGAAUAUUUUAAAUAAAAUAAGUGGGCGACACGGUAUCUCAGUGGUUAGCACUGCAGCCUCACAACGCCAGGGACCCAGGUUUGAUUCCAGCCUUGGGUAACUGUCUGUGUGGAGUUUGCACAUUCUCCCCGUGUCUGCGUGGGUUUCCUCGGUGUUCUGGUUUCCUCCCACAGUCCAAAGAUGUGCAGGCUAGGUGGAUCGGCCAUGCUAAAUUGCCCAUAGUGUUCAGGGGUGUGUGGUUUAUAGGGGAAUGGGUUUGGGUGGGAAGCUUCAAGGGGCGGUGUGGACUUGUUGGGCCAAAGGGCCUGUUUCCACACUGUAGGGAAUCUUAAAAAAAACUGUUGAUACUAUACCAUACAGAUGUUUAUGGCAGAGGAAAUGAAAGGGUAUUGUUUUUCCUAUUUAGUCAUGGUGCUGAGCCUCACCAGCUGCGGCUUUAGUCCGGAAAUCUCUCAGCCUACAACUCUGGGUCCACUGUAACAAUAGAAGAGCAACAGUUGGCCCGGCUGCUCAGAGAGGAACAGGUUCAGUCAGGGUUUUUACUCCUGAUCCAGUGAGCUCUUCUGGGGAGUCUGGGGUCUAAGGAUAUUUGUUGAUUGUCAAACUGAAUUCAUCCUGUCAUAAUUUUCAUUAGGAUCCCAUUGACAGAAAGCCAUGGGCUCUGUGCAGUUUCUUGAAUUAUGCCCUGACUGUGAGGUUCCAUGCUGAGGGCAUCUAAUGAUGAAAUAUUACCUCCAGCCUCUACAACAUGCUGCAUUAUAUCCCUAUAUCUUUGUCCCUAGUACCGAUUUGUUUCAUGAGAAAUCAAACUGGCUGAAAUUUUCUAUAUUUGUACUCUUGCCUGUCACCCUCUACCGAAAACAAAUAGUGCUGUCUUUUUUAAUGCAUGUUUUUGUAUUAUAUAGAAAAUAUGCUAUAUUUUCAUAAAUGGUUGUAAUAUUCUUGUUGAAAUUGUACAUAUUUUUUAAAUAUGAUAGCUCAAUGAAAUGUUGUUUGUAAGAUACUGUUAAUAUUAAAAGAUGAUACUGUUGCCUUCACUUACUAUGGGUCGUAGUGCUGCAGCAGUACCAUAUAGCACCCAGAA
Messenger RNA from Stegostoma tigrinum, 7566 nucleotides. Its product is annotated as cell adhesion molecule-related/down-regulated by oncogenes. Gene Ontology annotation, biological process: nervous system development; cell-cell adhesion; axon guidance. NCBI's taxonomy places the organism in Eukaryota, Metazoa, Chordata, Chondrichthyes, Orectolobiformes, Stegostomatidae. Gene Ontology annotation, cellular component: plasma membrane; axon. Gene Ontology annotation, molecular function: protein binding. The transcript is spliced from 17 exons. The record is from RefSeq and is a predicted model, not a curated record. The coding region runs from base 1 to 3342 and encodes 1113 amino acids.